Molecule: messenger RNA, 480 nt
Organism: Grosmannia clavigera kw1407
Lineage: Eukaryota; Fungi; Ascomycota; Sordariomycetes; Ophiostomatales; Ophiostomataceae
Exons: 1
Coding region: 1-480 (159 amino acids)
Source: RefSeq, a predicted model, not a curated record
AUGACCUCACACCGGAGCCAGAUCAUAUAUGCACCCUCAGAUCAGGCUCCCCGUGGGGUGAAGUCCGUCUUUCUCGCGGGCACAACGAGCAAGGUUGACGAGGCUGACUGGCGAGAGACUCUAUCUGCCCUGUUUUCUGACCUGCCGGUCACAAUCUACAACCCAUACCGCGCUGACUGGGACAGCACGUGGCGCGAAGACAUCAACUUCGUCCCCUUUAGAGAGCAGGUGGAAUGGGAGCUCGCAAUGCAAGAAAAAGCCGAUAUGGUGGUUAUAUACUUCCAUCCCGCAACCCAAGCACCGAUUAGUCUCCUUGAGCUCGGCCUGUGUGCACGGACACCAGGGAAAGCGAUUGUGCUUUGUCCAGAAGGGUAUUGGAAACGAGGGAACGUGCAGAUUGUGUGCCAAAAGCUUGCCAUUGAAAUGGCGGAAACCAUCGAGGGUCUUGAAGAAGCCAUCAGAGAGCGACUGUGCGUCUAG